Macrosteles quadrilineatus (aster leafhopper) is the source of this 1587-nucleotide messenger RNA. Its product is annotated as programmed cell death protein 7-like. The transcript is spliced from 6 exons. Lineage: Eukaryota; Metazoa; Arthropoda; Insecta; Hemiptera; Cicadellidae. The record is from RefSeq and is a predicted model, not a curated record. The coding region runs from base 113 to 1543 and encodes 476 amino acids.
CUUUUUGAAUUGCUUUUUUUAUAGUUAUAUCUUGUAACAUAUAAAUUCAUAUUAUAUAACUAAACGUUUAGAAGUUUAAGGCUAAUUAUCAGUGCUCGGGUCUCAAUUAACAAUGGAUAAUCGUCGCUGGAAAGAGAGCUUCCCUAAUAGUAGGCCUGCCUUUCCACAUAACCCUAACUUAAAUAUCCCUCCACCUCCUCUUCCUCCAAGGUUUCCCCCUCCCAAUGUGCCAUUGGUCGUUCCCCCUCCUGCACCGUUUCCCCCGCCAACUCUUCCUAACAAUCCAACCUAUCCUAGACAACAGUUCCUUCCCCCCGCCAGUGAUAGUUCUGUGUAUCCGGUGCCACCAUGGAACGGUCAUUCAGGACGUUCUGUAAACCAACCCCCUCCUCUGACUGAAAGCUUUACACACAACUCAGGAAAUGUUCAAGGCCCUCCCAAUCAACAGCUGCUAUUCCAUACUGUCGUUGAUAGGCCUCCGUAUUCUCCAUCAACAUGGCAAAGUGUUGUGGCCCAUCCUGCUAAUUACCAAGCUCCUUUAGCAGUAAAUCAACCAACAAUACAGUCACUACAGGAGCCAGAAAACCCUCAAGAUUGGGUUGAUCACUGGACUAAAAAUAAAAAGCAAAGACCUUUACCAAAGGAUGAUAUUAAGGUCUAUGCAAUCAAAGAGAAACUGAACAGCGCAUUCAAGCUGAUUAGAGAGUUAGAGAACAGUUCUAGAACAUUGGGUGUAAUGGUGAAAACAGUGACAUCAGAAGAAUGGCACAAGAAAUGUAGUGAAGUAGAAGAUAACAAGAAGAAACUAACAAGACUCUUCAAUGAGUUAAAUAUGACAGAAGAAGAACUCAAUUGUCUGCAAGAAAAACUAUCAAAGCGAACAAAGAAAAGAGCUCGGCUACGCAGGCAGUCACAAAGACUGAAGUCACAGAAAGAAGAAGAGAAAGUUAAAGAACACAACCUUAGUGUCCAAAUUGAUAACUGGAUGAGGGAAAUGCAGGAAAGAGUAGAGAGAGUAAAAAGGGAAGAAGAUAUGAAGAAGGAAGCAGACGCUGUGUUGUGGAGUGUGACACAGAAAAAGACUGAAGCCAAACGUCAAGUGGCAAUGUUGGCAGCUCUGUUGAACCUUCGCUCUGUGAGAGUGGCAAGACUGACUGCGGCUGGACAACCUGUGUCACAGUCCCAGAUUGAUACUUUUAACACAGUCAUUGAGAGGCUAAAGUCAAUGUGGAGCCGGCACCUAGAGGAGUGUCAGCUGGAGGAGCAAGCUCUGAGAGGCAUGUUGGGCUCCAACUUCUCCGACACUACGGACGAUGUCACAACUCACAGGAAACUGGUGCUCAAUGAGUGGGAGGCUGCAAUCUUCGGGACAAUCGGAACACUAGACACCCUCCUGGGGCCGGACGAGCUGGUCCAAAUAAGAUAUUCCUGGGACAGGUUCGCUGUUCCCAUCCCUUCACUACUAGCCUCUGCUGUACCUCCAGGCUACGUACUGCCUGUGCCUCCAUCCAGCGAAUCGUGGCGUUCAUUCCUUAAAUAUUAGGUUUACACUUUGCUUAUUUAUUUACAAUAAAUCGUAACACACUA